UUCUUCCCAAAAGCAUUUCCCUUUCCCCCUCUCUCAAUUUCCCUCCAAAAGAGAAAUUAAGAAUAGAAAAUGGCGGGAAGCCAUCUCUCUCAUCUAUAAAUAUCUCGAUCUCCUUCCAUUUCCACGGUUUCAAAUUCCCCGCCAUUUCUCCACUCUCUCGAUCCGUUACUCAAUCUAGGGUUUUCUCUUCUCAGAGAGAGAGAGAGAGAGAGAGAGAGAGAGAGAUGUUUUCGAGCCAGUACGAUGGUGCGUCGCUCUUUUCCGGAGGCGGUUUCAUGCCUUCUCAGGCCAAUCAAAACUCCGAUUCGGGUUUUUCUCCCGCUAAAAAUCGUGCCAAUCAGUGCUUGCUUCCGUUAACUGUGAAGCAAAUAAGCGACGCUUAUCAAUCAAGUGAUGAGAAAUCUAAUUUCCUCAUCGAUGGUGUUGAUGUCAACAAUGUUACGCUGGUUGGAAUGGUGAUAAAUAAAGUGGAGAAGGUUACAGAUGUCAAUUUUAGUCUUGAUGAUGGGACAGGGCGGAUUGACAUUCAUAGAUGGGUGAAUGAUGCGGCAGAAUCGAAUGAGAUGGCUGCUGUUAACAAUGGUAUGUAUGUUCGAGUUAAUGGUCAGUUGAAAGGGUUUCAGGGGAAAAGGCAAGCUGUUGCCUUCUCUGUUAGGCCUGUGACUGACUUUAAUGAAAUUGCUUACCACUUCAUUGAGUGUAUACAUGUCCAUCAAUACAACAUGAGGUCACAGGCCCAGGGUGGUGGCCCAGGUCAGGCCCAAACAAAUUCGGCCACGACCACCGCUUUUCAGAAUGGGUCGGUAGGUCAUCAAGCUGCUGUUCCAAAUCAAUUUGCUAGCAUGGCUGAAACUGGGACCGACUUUGAUCAAAUGGUGUUGGCGAUCUUUCAUGAACCUGAAAAUCUUGCAAAAGAAAGUGGGGUACAUGUGGAUAGAAUCGUGGAGCGGUUAGGGGUACCAAAGAACAAGAUCAUGCAAUCAAUCAAUUACCACACCGACAAUGGCAAUAUUUAUUCAACGAUUGAUGACUACCAUUUCAAGUCGACAAUCAAUGGUUGAUGACUGUGCAAGUGUCAAAAUCUCAUCCCUGGUGAAAGAAAUGCUCCUAUCAAGUCAAACAGCAUCUGUACCUACUCUCUCUCUAUAUAUAUUUUAUUAGAAAAUAUAAAACUUAUGGACGUAACAAGUCUACUGAUGGAAUCAAAUGUUUGAUGGCUUUGGUUUUU
Magnolia sinica is the source of this 1228-nucleotide messenger RNA. Its product is annotated as replication protein A 32 kDa subunit B. NCBI's taxonomy places the organism in Eukaryota, Viridiplantae, Streptophyta, Magnoliopsida, Magnoliales, Magnoliaceae. Gene Ontology annotation, cellular component: DNA replication factor A complex; chromosome, telomeric region; site of double-strand break. Gene Ontology annotation, molecular function: DNA binding. The record is from RefSeq and is a predicted model, not a curated record. Bases 225 to 1061 code for a protein of 278 amino acids. The transcript is spliced from 10 exons. Gene Ontology annotation, biological process: double-strand break repair via homologous recombination; DNA replication; nucleotide-excision repair.